AUUUUGGUCUUUCCCCCGCCUCCGCUUGGUGCCGGUACGGUGGCCGAGGAGUAUCGCGUGCGGCGGAAGUACCGGGCGGGUGGGUGUGCGCUCCCGGGCCUGAGGCGCACGUGGCGCCGGUAGGAGCGAGCAUGUCUUUUCGAGGCGGAGGUCGUGGAGGCUUUCAUAGAGGUGGUGGAGGUGGCGGCUUUAAUCGCGGCGGCAGCAGCAACAACAAUCACUUCCGAGGUGGAGGCGGCGGUAAUUUCCGAGGCGGCGGCGGUAAUUUCCGAGGCGGCGGCGGCGGCAGAGGAGGAUUUGGACGAGGGGGUGGCCGCGGAGGCUUUAACAAAGGCCAAGACCUAGGACCUCCAGAACAUGUAGUUUUAUUAGGAGAGUUCCUGCAUCCCUGUGAAGAUGACAUAGUUUGUAAAUGUACCACAGAUGAAAAUAAGGUGCCUUAUUUCAAUGCUCCAGUUUAUUUAGAAAACAAAGAACAAAUUGGAAAAGUGGAUGAAAUAUUUGGACAACUUAGAGAUUUUUAUUUUUCAGUUAAAUUGUCAGAAAACAUGAAGGCAUCUUCCUUUAAAAAACUGCAGAAGUUUUAUAUAGACCCAUACAAGCUGCUGCCACUGCAGAGGUUUUUACCUCGACCUCCAGGUGAGAAGGGACCUCCAAGAGGCGGUGGCAGGGGCGGUCGAGGAGGAGGCAGAGGAGGAGUUGGCAGAGGUGGUAGAGGCGGUAUGAUAAGUAUUCUCAGCAACAUAACAGUUCUGGGCAUCUUCAUUAAGUACAAGGAACUUCGGACACCCACAAAUGCAAUUUUCAUUAACCUGGCUGUUACUGACAUCGGGGUCAGUAGUAUCGGCUAUCCCAUGUCUGCUGCCUCAGAUCUGUAUGGAAGUUGGAAAUUUGGAUAUGCAGGAUGUCAGAUUUAUGCGGGAUUGAAUAUCUUUUUUGGAAUGGCAAGUAUCGGAUUACUCACAGUCGUGGCGUUGGAUCGAUACCUGACCCUCUGCCGUCCUCAUGCAGGAAGAAGCAUGACAGCCAGCACUUACGUCAGCAUGGUUGCGGGGGCCUGGCUCAAUGGCCUCUUUUGGGCUGUGAUGCCCGUCACAGGGUGGGCUAGUUAUGCCCCAGAUCCUACUGGGGCCACCUGUACCAUAAACUGGCGGAAAAGUGAUGCAUCUUUUGUUUCUUUCACGAUGACAGCUGUUGCGGUAAAUUUUAUUGUGCCCUUGACAGUGAUGUUUUACUGCUAUUACCAUGUCGCUCGAUCCAUUAAGUUUCAUACUACUGGUAACUGCACUGAGUACCUCAACAGUAAUUGGUCAGAUCAGGUAGAUGUAACAAAGAUGUCUGUGAUAAUGAUACUCAUGUUUCUGGUGGCGUGGUCUCCUUAUUCCAUCGUGUGCUUAUGGGCUUCCUUUGGCGACCCAAAGAAGGUUCCUCCCUCAAUGGCCAUCAUUGCUCCACUGUUUGCCAAAUCUUCUACCUUCUACAAUCCCUGUAUUUUUGUGGUUGCUAAUAAAAAGUUUCGAAAGGCGAUGUUUGCCAUGUUCAAAUGUCAGACUCACCAAGCAAUGCCCGUCAUGAGUAUUUUACCAAUGGAUGUACCUCAAAACCCAUUGACUUCUGGGACAAUCUAAAAUAAGAGGAAAGCAGAAGUUAUCAAAACAUUUCACUUACUUUUUUUUUUUUUGCACUGUUUUAAUUUUAUUUAAAAUAUAAGCCCAUUUAGAUAAAAUUCAGACAUAGAUUAUUGUCCUAUUAGGCUUAAUUCCUCAAGUGUAGUUUAUAUUAGGAUGGUGCAAAAGUAAUUGCAGUUUAAAAGGUUAAAAAUAAUUGCAAAACCCGCAAUUACUUUUGCACCAACCUAAUAGUUCUUCUGUUUCUGCGUUGGCUACUGUAGGGAACAUUUCUUUAUUUCAUUAUGUAUAAACUUAUUGCUCAUGUCCU
Messenger RNA from Rhinolophus ferrumequinum (greater horseshoe bat), 1938 nucleotides. Its product is annotated as H/ACA ribonucleoprotein complex subunit 1. Bases 132 to 1628 code for a protein of 498 amino acids. Gene Ontology annotation, molecular function: box H/ACA snoRNA binding; G protein-coupled receptor activity. Gene Ontology annotation, cellular component: membrane; photoreceptor outer segment; box H/ACA snoRNP complex. The record is from RefSeq and is a predicted model, not a curated record. Gene Ontology annotation, biological process: ribosome biogenesis; snoRNA guided rRNA pseudouridine synthesis; G protein-coupled receptor signaling pathway. The transcript is spliced from 11 exons. Lineage: Eukaryota; Metazoa; Chordata; Mammalia; Chiroptera; Rhinolophidae.